Messenger RNA from Fukomys damarensis (Damara mole-rat), 4152 nucleotides. It is a transcript of the gene Ppfia1, whose product is annotated as PTPRF interacting protein alpha 1. Gene Ontology annotation, biological process: synapse organization. Gene Ontology annotation, molecular function: protein binding. Lineage: Eukaryota; Metazoa; Chordata; Mammalia; Rodentia; Bathyergidae. The record is from RefSeq and is a predicted model, not a curated record. Gene Ontology annotation, cellular component: presynaptic active zone. Bases 75 to 3878 code for a protein of 1267 amino acids. The transcript has 32 exons.
GUCCCCCCCUCCCUGACCCGUCGCCCCGGUGACCUCGGCCGCGCACCUGUGGCCGCAUCCCGGCGGGCUCUAGGAUGAUGUGCGAAGUGAUGCCCACUAUCAGUGAAGCAGAAGGCCCCCCAGGAGGAAGUGGAAGCCAUGGACCUGGCUCCCCCUCACAGCCAGAUGCAGAUUCCCAUUUUGAACAGCUCAUGGUCUCCAUGCUAGAAGAAAGGGACCGUCUUCUUGACACACUGAGAGAGACUCAAGAAACAUUGGCAUUAACCCAGGGGAAAUUACACGAGGUUGGUCAUGAAAGAGACUCCUUGCAGAGACAGCUCAAUUCUGCACUUCCACAGGAGUUUGCAGCACUCACUAAAGAACUCAACGUAUGCAGGGAACAGCUGCUUGAGAGGGAAGAAGAAAUUGCUGAACUGAAAGCAGAAAGGAACAACACAAGGCUGCUCCUGGAACAUUUGGAAUGCCUUGUCUCCAGGCAUGAGCGCUCCCUCAGGAUGACUGUGGUGAAGCGGCAAGCACAGUCUCCUGCAGGCGUAUCCAGUGAGGUGGAGGUGCUUAAAGCACUGAAGUCCUUGUUUGAACACCACAAGGCUCUGGAUGAAAAGGUGCGAGAGCGAUUACGAGUAGCACUGGAAAGGUGCAGUUUGUUAGAAGAAGAAUUAGGUGCCACACACAAGGAGCUAAUGAUUCUUAAAGAGCAGAAUAAUCAGAAAAAAACACUAACAGAUGGAGCACUUGACUUAAACCAUGAACAAGAAAAUACACCAAGCACUAAUGGAAAGAGAUCUUCUGAUGGCUCUUUAAGCCACGAGGAAGACCUUGCUAAAGUAAUUGAGCUCCAAGAAGUCAUAGACAAGCAGUCAAGAGAGCAGAGCCAGAUGAAGGAACGUCUGGCUGCCCUCUCUAGCCACGUGUCGGAGUUGGAAGAGGAUCUUGACACAGCUAGAAAGGAUCUCAUCAAGUCUGAAGAAAUGAACACAAAAUUGCAAAGAGAAGUUCGAGAAGCAAUGGCCCAGAAAGAAGACAUGGAGGAGAGAAUCACUACCCUUGAAAAACGCUACCUCGCUGCACAGCGUGAAGCCACAUCUGUGCAUGACCUCAAUGAUAAACUUGAAAAUGAAAUUGCAAAUAAAGAUUCUAUACAUCGACAGACAGAGGAUAAAAACCGCCAGUUACAGGAGCGCCUGGAGCUGGCUGAGCAGAAGCUUCAGCAGACCUUGAGGAAGGCAGAGACACUGCCAGAGGUGGAGGCAGAACUGGCCCAGAGAGUGGCAGCGCUCUCCAAGUCUGACCCUUUGCCUACUGGGAGCUCUGCUGUUAAGGAAGCUAAACUGUUCGAACUUACUUCCAAACUUAGGAAGGCUGAAGAAAGACAUGGCAACAUUGAAGAGAGGCUACGGCAGAUGGAGGCCCAGCUGGAGGAGAAGAACCAAGAGUUGCAGCGGGCAAGGCAAAGAGAAAAGAUGAAUGAAGAACAUAAUAAACGUUUAUCAGACACUGUUGACAAGCUACUUUCAGAGUCCAAUGAGAGGCUUCAGCUCCAUUUAAAGGAGAGAAUGGCUUCGCUGGAGGAUAAGAAUUCUCUAUUAAGGGAAGUUGAAAAUGCGAAAAAGCAGUUAGAAGAAACACAACAUGAUAAGGAGCAGCUUGUCCUGAACAUCGAAGCUCUGAGGGCAGAGCUGGACCAGAUGAGGCUGAGAGGGGCUUCACUCCACCUUGGCCGUCCCCACUUGGGCAGUGUCCCAGAUUUCAGGCUCCCCAUGGCAGACGGGCACACAGAUGCCUACAGCACCAGUGCAGUGUUGCGGCGCCCCCAGAAAGGCCGGCUGGCAGCGCUGCGGGAUGAGCCUUCCAAGGUACAGACUCUCAAUGAACAGGAUUGGGAACGUGCCCAGCAAGCCAGUGUUUUGGCAAAUGUUGCACAGGCAUUUGAGAGUGAUGUUGAUGUGUCUGAUGGUGAAGAUGACAGGGACACUCUGCUCAGCUCAGUUGAUCUCUUGUCACCCAGCGGGCAGGCUGAUGCACAGACGCUGGCCAUGAUGCUUCAGGAGCAGCUGGAUGCCAUCAACAAAGAGAUCAGGCUUAUACAAGAAGAAAAGGAAAACACAGAGCAGCGGGCAGAGGAGAUUGAGAGUAGAGUUGGCAGUGGAAGUUUAGACAAUCUUGGUCGUUUUAGAUCAAUGAGCUCUAUUCCCCCCUAUCCUGCUUCCUCGCUUGCUGGCUCCUCUCCUCCAGGCAGCGGUCGCUCCACCCCUAGAAGGGUUCCUCACAGCCCGGCCCGGGAGGUGGACAGGCUGGGCGUCAUGACUCUGCCUAGCGACUUAAGGAAACAUCGUAGAAAGUUGCCAGCUUCCAGAGAAGAGGUACGAGAUGACAAGACAACGAUAAAAUGUGAAACUUCCCCUCCCUCCUCUCCAAGGUCCCUUCGAUUAGACAGGCUGCACAAAGGGGCAUUGCAUACUGUCAGCCAUGAGGACAUCAGGGACAUGAGAAACUCAACAGGCUCCCAGGAUGGUCCUGUGAGCAAUCCCAGCAGCAGUAACAGCAGCCAGGACUCGCUUCACAAAGCCCCAAAGAAGAAGGGCAUUAAGUCCUCUAUUGGCCGUUUGUUUGGCAAGAAGGAAAAGGGCCGGCCUGGACAAACUGGCAAAGAAUCACCAGGACAAGUUGGUGUUUCAGAGACAGAAAACUCAUCUCAAGAUGCGUUGGGACUUAGCAAAUUGGGAGGACAGGCUGAAAAAAAUCGUAAACUUCAAAAAAAACAUGAGUUGCUGGAGGAAGCCCGGAGGCAAGGUUUACCAUUUGCUCAGUGGGAUGGACCAACGGUGGUUGUAUGGCUGGAGCUCUGGGUUGGGAUGCCUGCCUGGUACGUGGCUGCCUGCAGAGCAAAUGUGAAAAGUGGGGCCAUCAUGUCAGCCCUGUCAGACACAGAGAUCCAGCGGGAGAUUGGCAUCAGCAACCCCCUGCACAGGCUGAAGCUGCGGCUGGCCAUCCAGGAGAUCAUGUCUCUAACCAGCCCAUCUGCCCCGCCCACAUCGAGAACGACCACAGGAAAUGUCUGGUUAACACAUGAAGAGAUGGAAACACUCGCAGCCACGCCGCAAACGGAAGAUGAGGAGGGAAGCUGGGCUCAGACACUUGCAUAUGGGGACAUGAACCAUGAGUGGAUCGGCAAUGAGUGGCUUCCCAGCCUGGGCCUCCCUCAGUACCGCAGCUACUUCAUGGAGUGCCUUGUGGAUGCCCGGAUGCUGGACCACCUGACCAAGAAAGACCUUCGGGGGCAGCUGAAAAUGGUUGACAGUUUUCACAGAAACAGUUUCCAAUGUGGAAUUAUGUGCCUGAGAAGGUUAAAUUAUGAUCGAAAAGAACUGGAAAGGAAAAGAGAAGAAAGUCAGAAUGACAUAAAAGAUGUGCUUGUCUGGAGCAAUGACCGAGUGAUUCGCUGGAUCUUAUCCAUUGGCCUUAAAGAAUAUGCAAACAAUCUCAUAGAGAGUGGUGUUCACGGUGCACUUCUAGCCUUAGAUGAAACCUUCGAUUUCAACUCACUGGCACUGCUGUUACAGAUCCCAACACAAAAUACACAGGCUCGAGCUGUCUUGGAAAGAGAGUUUAACAACCUUUUGGUCAUGGCGACUGACAGAAGGUUUGAUGAAGAUGAUGACAAAAGCUUUAGGAGAGCACCUUCGUGGAGAAAGAAGUUUAGACCAAAGGACAUUCGUGGCCUGGCAGCUGGGUCAGCAGAGACACUCCCUGCAAACUUCCGAGUCACUUCUUCCAUGUCUUCCCCCUCUAUGCAGCCAAAGAAGAUGCAGAUGGAUGGCAAUGUAUCAGGAACACAGAGGUUGGAUUCUGCUACAGUCAGGACUUACUCCUGCUAAAGCCUCCUGUUGUUUACCCACACUACUUCUACAGAUGAUUAUGCAGCAUUUUGAAUCCAACAGAAACUACAUUUUCGAAUUCAGUGGAAUCUCUAAUCUGUUAAUACUUGUUAUAUGGACCCUAAGAUAUUUUAUUACAGAGUUUUUAAUUAGUGAAAAGUUCAUGAAUACCAUAGAGAAAAUAUUUUAGAAUUUAAUGUUUCUUAUAUUUAUGUAAACUUAUGACGCUUCAUUUAUAUACUUACUUUUUCAUGUAUAUCCAGGCUAUAAAUAU